Molecule: messenger RNA, 3937 nt
Organism: Mangifera indica (mango)
Lineage: Eukaryota; Viridiplantae; Streptophyta; Magnoliopsida; Sapindales; Anacardiaceae
Product: jacalin-related lectin 3-like
Exons: 7
Coding region: 168-3863 (1231 amino acids)
Biological process (GO): RNA modification
Molecular function (GO): RNA binding; carbohydrate binding; protein binding
Source: RefSeq, a predicted model, not a curated record
CAGCCACCGGUAGCUUACGGUAUAAUCCGGUGGUCACCUGCAAUGCGGGUUUCCAGUUUCCACCACACAAGUCUGGCAUUACUCUGUCCGUUUCUUCUUCUCAACCUCCGAAAAUAUUCAAUCUUGUUGACAAAAAUUGAAAUUUGUAAAUAUAGCAGAAGAAUUCAAUGGAUAACUUGACGAUGCCUUGCAUUUCGACAACAAAACUUGCUGUAAAUAUUCCCCAAAAAUAUGACAUUUUAUCUGAAUUCUCAUCCAAAUCCGUCCAACCGACACUGCCUUUUACCAAAAAGGGAUUUGCCAGAUCCACAGACGCUCAUUUAAACCACCUUUGUAGAAAUGGACGUCUUACUGAAGCCAUAACAGUUCUGGACUCGGUUGCCAAAAGAGGCUUGAAGGUAAGAGGGAACACCUAUAUUAACUUACUCCAAUCAUGCAUUGAUGCAAAUGAUAUUCAACUUGGUCGAAAACUCCAUGCCAAUAUUAAUUUAGUGUCAGAAAUAGACGUCUUUGUUGAGACCAAGCUAGUUAGCAUGUAUGCAAAAUGCGGGCGUUUUAAUGAUGCGCGUAAGGUUUUUGAUGCAAUGCGUGAGAGGAAUCUGUACACUUGGUCGGCGUUGAUUGGGGCAUGUUCGCGAGAGCAGAGAUGGCGGGAAGUUGUCGAGCUAUUCUUUUUUAUGAUAAUCGAUGGUGUGUUGCCUGAUGAUUUCUUGUUUCCAAAAAUUUUGCAAGCUUGUGGAAAUUAUGGAGAUUUUGAAACGGGAAAAUUGAUACAUUGUUUAGUAAUUAAAUUGGGGAUGGCCUGUGUUACGCGUGUUAGAAAUUCGAUCUUGGCCGUGUACAUAAAAUGUGGAGAAAUGAGUUGGGCGAGGAGGUUUUUUAAAGGCAUGGAAGAGAGGGAUAAUGUGGCUUGGAAUUCAAUGAUAUCGGGAUACUACCAAAUUGGUGACAAUGAAGCUGCUCAUAGGUUGUUUGAUGAGAUGUGUAAAGAGGGGAUUGAACUGGGUCUUGUGACAUGGAACAUUUUGAUUCGCAGCUACAACCAAUUGGGGCAAUGUGAUGCUGCAAUGGCACUGAUGAAGAAGAUGGAGAGUUUGGGUAUUAGUCCUGAUGUCUUUUCUUGGACUUGUAUGAUUUCAGGAUUUGCCCAAAAUGGGAGGACAAGUGAUGCAUUGAAUUUGUUUAAGGAGAUGUCUUUUGUUGGGGUAAAGCCAAAUGGGGUUACUGUUACAAGUGCAAUUUCUGCUUGUACAAAUUCAAAAGCAUUAGAAAUUGGGUUGCAGUUACAUUGUGUUGCGGUUAAGAUGGGCUUCAUUGAUGAUCUACUGGUUGGGAAUUCACUCAUUGGCAUGUAUUCCAAAUGUGGGAAGUUAGAGGAUGCUGAGCGAUUGUUUGAUAUGAUCAAUGAGAAAGAUAUAUACACGUUGAACUCAAUGAUUGGAGGAUAUUGUCAAGCAGGCUACUGCGGCAGGGCCUAUGAACUCUUCAUGAAAAUGCAGAAAUCAGAUAUUCCACCUGAUGUUAUUACAUGGAAUGCGAUGAUCUCAGGAUAUAUACAAAAUGGAAAUGAGGAUGAAGCCAUUGAUCUCUUUCAAAGAAUGGAGAGGGAUGGGAAAGUUAAGAGGAACACAGCAUCAUGGAACUCACUUAUUUCUGGCUACCAGCAACUAGGCCAGAAGAAUAAUGCAUUGGGAGUAUUUAGAAAAAUGCAGACUUACUGUUUUAUUCCAAAUUUCGUUACCAUCUUGAGUGUCUUGCCUACUUGUGCAUAUUUAGUAGCUGCAAACAAGGUGAAGGAGAUCCACAGUUGUGUAUUACGCAGAGAUUUAGAUUAUUCACUCCCUGUUAUGAAUUCACUUAUGGAAACUUAUGCCAAGUCAGGGAAUGUUGUAUACUCAAGAACUCUAUUUGAUGGAAUACCACAUAAAGAUAUGAUCACCUGGAAUUCAAUGAUUUCUGGUUACAUUUUACACGGAUUUGGGGGUGCUGCACUUGAUCUCUUUGAUCAAAGUAGAAAAUUGGGAUUUGAACCAAAUAGAGGUACUUUUGUAAGUAGUUUGGAGGAAGGUGAGAAGAAACCGUUAGCAGUUGCACCAUGGGGAGGUCAAAACGGUGUUUGUUGGGACGAUGGAGUUUAUACUACAGUGAGGCAGCUGGUGAUAGCUCAUGGUACUGGCAUUGAGUCCAUCCAGAUUGAAUAUGAUAAGAAAGGGAGCCCGGUUUGGUCAAAAAAACAUGGAGGAAACACAGGCAGUAAGUUAGACAAGGUUAAGCUUGAUUACCCAGAUGAAUUCCUAACUUCAGUCCAUGGAUACUACGGUACCAUUAAUGAUUGGGGAACAGUAUAUGUCAGAUCUUUAACUUUCCAAAGUAACAGGAAAACAUAUGGACCGUUUGGUAUUGAGCAGGGAACAUAUUUUUCAUUGCCAAUGACUGGAGGCAAAAUUGUUGGGUUCCACGGCAGGAGUAGUUGGUAUUUGGAUGCCAUUGGAAUUUAUCUAAAGCCUCUUCUGAAAAGAAAUUCCUCCAAAACUAUUGUUCAUUCACAAAGUUAUCUUCCUAAUGGAUCUGAGAAAGUUGGCUACUCAUUAGUACAAGGGAGCGUGGGGGAAAGCUAUGACAUAGUUCUUGCUGUAAAGCAAAAGGAUUCUUAUGGUACCAAUCACCAACCAACCAUCCUCUCACAGCAGAGUUCUAGUACUUCUCAAGACUCCUCCAGUGAUGAUGAUAACAAAACCAAACAUAGUAAGAAGCGUAGUAUGGACAAACUUCCCAUUAAAGUGGAUGGUAUAUUGUCAUAUGGACCCUGGGGUGGCAGUGGUGGAUCAACGUUUGAUGAUGGUACUUUUUCAGGCAUUAGACAAAUCAAUAUAUCUCGCAAUGUAGGAAUCGUUUCAAUAAGAGUUUGUUAUGAUCAUGAUGGGCAAGCUGUCUGGGGAAGCAAACACGGUGGUACAGGAGGAUUUAGAAAUGACAGGGUGAUCUUUGAUUAUCCCUAUGAAAUACUAACACAUAUGACAGGAACCUAUGGGCCCUUGAUGUACAUGGGACCAAAUGUCGUUAAGUCGCUUACCUUUCACACGACCAAAGGGAAGCAUGGACCAUUCGGAGAAGAACAGGGACUUUCAUUCACCCACAAAGUGAAUGAAGGCAAAAUUAUUGGAUUCCAUGGAAAAGAGGGUUUAUUCUUGGAUGCUAUUGGUGUACAUGUAACGGAAGGACAAAUAACUCCACAGUCACAUCCUGUUUCUAACGCAAUCCACCAAAGCAUAGGACGUAUAGCUGAGAUUGAUAAUCCUCAAUGGUCUAACAAACUUCUAGUCGCAAAGCAAGGACAAACUGAAGAGGUUGCGUACGCGGUGAUAAAAGAACCGUCUCCAUUCGGACCAGGUCCUUGGGGUGGAGACGGAGGGAGGCCAUGGGACGAUGGAGUAUUUUCUGGGAUUAAGCAAAUAUUUGUGACUAGGGCAGAAGCUAUUCAGUCCAUACAAAUCGAGUAUGAUCGAAAUGGACAAUCUCUCUGGUCUAUAAAACAUGGAGGAAGUGGAGGCGCUUUCACACAUCGGAUAAAGUUGGAGUACCCUCAUGAAGUGCUGAAUUGCUUGUCUGGGUACUAUGGUCCAGUGAGUACAGAUAAUAAAUCAAAAGUGAUAAAGUCAUUAACAUUUUAUACAAGUAGAGGGAAGUAUGGUCCAUUUGGAGAGGAAGUUGGAACGUAUUUCACUUCAACAACAACUCAGGGAAAGGUGGUUGGUUUCCAUGGAAGGAGCAGCUACUACUUGGAUGCCAUUGGAGUCCACGUGCAACAUUGGCUUGAAAAUAAUCAAAAAACCAUCCGAUCUUUCUUCAAGUUUUUGAAUUAAACCUAUGUUUGUCAUAUGAACAAUAUUAUGUAUAUUUAAUUUUGAGUAUUUAAUUGAGUAUUUAUAUAAUGUGU